Malus domestica (apple) is the source of this 2077-nucleotide messenger RNA. RefSeq lists its product as uncharacterized. The record is from RefSeq and is a predicted model, not a curated record. Gene Ontology annotation, cellular component: nucleus. NCBI's taxonomy places the organism in Eukaryota, Viridiplantae, Streptophyta, Magnoliopsida, Rosales, Rosaceae. Gene Ontology annotation, biological process: regulation of DNA-templated transcription.
UAAAAUUAACGGCUAAUUACGAUUUAAACCAUUAUUAUGGUAAAUAUUUUAAAACUUAUUUACUAUAAAAAUGUCUAUGUAUGUAUGAAAAACGAGAUACAUUUACAAACUAGAGAAAGAUAAUAAAUUUGGUCGAAAAAGAAAAAAGAAAAUAAUAUCUAACAUUUUAGGCUUUUAUGGUAAGAAAUCCGAGACGUAGAAAUUAAAUAGGCGAGAAGGUUACGACUCCUGAUAUUUCACAGCCAGAACAGGAAGGAAACAUAUUCCCUUUUAUUUUCACGGUCCUCGUAAAUCCCAAAUCUCAAAUCGGACCCCAAAAUUUGAUUGGCGACAAAUUUCUCCCGCCAAGUGUCGAAGGCGGAUGAAGAUUUCGACACUAUAAAUAGCGAUCCCGCUCUCCGGUAUGCUGCACAAGCGGCAGAGCUGAAAUCUUCCGGUGUCUGAGUUUGAGGAUAGAUUUGAGACUUCGAGUGAGUGACUGUUGAAUUCUGAAUCCAUUUUUUGGGAGAGCAAUGGCAAUAGAUUCGAGCUCUGCUGUUGAGAGGAUGGAUGUGGAGGUCAACUAUCUUGCGGAGAGCAACGUGUUUGUGCAGGACCAUGACGGCCCGGCCGUCGGAGGCCAGAUCGCCGGUUCUAAGAACGGAACCUGUCACCAGUGCCGUCAGAGGAAGACGGAAUUCGCAGCGUCGUGUACAAACGUCAAAGCGAAAGGCCCUUGCACGGUUAAGCUAUGCCAUAGUUGUCUGAAGAACAGGUAUACAUUGACGGCUGAGCAAGUGGCAGAGAAAUGUCCGAAAUGUCGAGGCGAAUGUAAUUGCAGUAUAUGCCAUAAGAAAGCCGGUUUAAUGCCCACUGGUAUUCGCACACACGAAGCCAAGAGGAAAGGGUAUCAAUCUGUUGCCGAUAUGUUGAUUGUGGAGAAGCCGCAAAAGAAGGAAAAUGGCGACAGCAAGGGUGGUAACGGGCAGGAGCGUGUGGCUUCAGACAAGGCAACGGGUGUUGAUUCACCUAGCAAACGAGGGAAGGAGGAUGCCCUUGAUCAGAGUGAAGAUGUGAACUCGGAUGCAGCAAAAGAGGAUGAGUUGAUAGAAACUUGUGAUGACGGCAGAGAUGGUGGUGCUGCUGUGAAUGACAAUGAUGCGAAGGCCAAGGGCAAGGCUGCAAGAGGGCGUCACAGGGUCAAGGAACAUUGCAUGGAGAGCAGAGUGGUUGUUCCUGAGGUUCCCCUACCUCAGGGCACCCCAUUGACAACUGUAGCGGGUGUCGACUUAGCUGCAGAGGAUGUGGGAAAUGCUCUCCAAUUCUUGAAAUUUUGUGAAACUUUUAGAGAGUUUUUUAAGAUUGAAAAGCCCCAAGCUGAGUCUGUUCUUCGGGAACUAUCGCGUGGAGGAAGUGGGCGAAGUGGACGGCCUGGACAGUACUCCUCUGUAGUUCGAUUUCAUAGCUAUAUGCUCUUCUUCAUACAGAAGGGUUUAUUACAGGAGUCUCUUGAGCAAGCAAGCACCAACUGCUCAUGGUUCCAAGAUUUGGCGAACCUGGUGUCUGCAUCCGGGGUCUCUAAGGUCGACCCUGUGAUGAAGGAGCUGCCUACAGAGUGUUUUAUUGAAGGCGGGGAGGGAUACGAUGCCUUAAACUUCUCCCAAAAGCUUCAGCUUCUGAUUUUCCUCUGCGAUGAGGCUCUUAACACAAAGACGCUGAGGGGAUGGAUUGAGGAGCAAAAUGAAAGAUCUGUCCAACGUAAAAGGGACAUGAAAGCAAAAGUUGCUCUGGCAAAGGAUAAGGAGAGAGAUCUCCAAGCAAAGUUGCAAGAGCAGAUGGCUAAGAGGACCACUGCAGAGAAUAGCGAUGCUCCCAAUUUCAGAGUCGAGCAUCCUGAUUUCAGAGUCGGACUCCAUUGCUUCAGUACUCAGAAGUGAGUUAGCUCAAGCUCACAUGGAGGUGGUUGAAGCAAUGGCCAUGGUACCCGAAAGCAAUGAAAUAUGUGAGGCUGUUAGAAUAGAGCCCUACAUUGUGGAUGCUGAUGGCCAUGCCUUCUGGAAACUGAGAGGCGAUUUUGAUGAAGAUAUAUUGCUUCAAG